AUGGGCGCAUUACUAUCUGUUCCCUUUCUGGCCAUGCCGGCCAUGAGCACUGUCUGGAGCCUUGCCGCCUCCUGCUGUGGCGCUGCGACAUGCAGCGCCGUCAUGGGCUCUUGUGGAGGAAAAUGCGGCAACAGCAUCGCCACCCGUAUUGCAUACGCGCUCAUCCUGCUCGUUAACUCGAUUGUUUCGUGGAUCAUGCUCACCGACUGGGCUAUGAAGAAGCUGGCACACCUUACCCUCGAUUAUGUCGACAUUAAAUGUCUUGGGGAGCAAUGCUACGGCUACGUUGCGGUGCAGCGCAUCAACUUUGCCCUCGGCUUUUUCCACGUCAUCAUGGCUCUUAUGCUCAUCGGAGUGCAAACUUCAAAGGACCCGCGCGCAACUAUACAAAACGGCUUUUGGCUGCCCAAGAUUUUUGGCUGGAUCGGCAUGAUUGUCUUGACUUUCUUCAUCCCCAACUCGUUCUUUAUUGUGUGGGGAAACUACUUUGCCAUGGUUGGCGCAUGCCUGUUCCUCCUCAUUGGACUGAUCCUGCUCGUGGACUUGGCGCAUAACUGGGCCGAGUAUUGCCAGGAAAAGAUUGAGACUACUGAUUCGCGUAUCUGGACUGGCAUGCUUGUCGGUAGCGCCUUGUUCAUGUACCUUGCUUCAUUUGCCAUGACGAUUGUCAUGUACAUUUACUUUGCUAAGAGCGGAUGUGGCAUGAACCAAGCAGCCAUUACGAUCAACCUCAUUUUGCUCCUCAUCUCUUCCGUCGCUUCUAUUCACCCUGCGGUACAGGAUGUAAACCCGCGUGCUGGCCUCGCCCAAUCUGCCAUUGUAGCCAUUUACUGCACCUACCUCACCAUGUCCGCUGUAGGAAUGGAGCCCGAUGAUCAUCAGUGCAACCCAUUGAUCCGUGCACGUGGUACCCGUAAGGCGACCAUCGUCAUUGGCGCAAUUGUUACCUUCGUUACUGUCGCAUACACCACUACUCGUGCAGCAACAUACGGCCUGGCUCUUGGCGCUCAGGGCAAUCCUCACGGAAGCGGUUAUGCCCAAAUCGGUACCGAAGAUUAUGAACACGGCCUCGUUACCCAACAACCCGAAUCUCGUCGUGAAAUGCGCCAGGCCGCACUCCGGGCUGCCGUAGAAUCUGGUUCCCUGCCUGCCUCUGCGCUUGACGACUCGGACAGCGACGACGAGGACGAAGGGCCCUGCAACAAGAAGAACCCACGUGAUGAUGAGCGCAACGCUACACAGUACAACUAUACGCUGUUCCAUGUUAUCUUCUUCCUCAGCACAACCUGGGUCGCUACACUACUCACUACCAACUUUGACGAGAAGGACGUAUCCGGCAGCUUUGUACCCGUUGGUCGCACCUACUGGGCUAGCUGGGCUAAGAUCAUCAGCGCAUGGGUGUGCUACGGCAUCUACACCUGGACAUUGGUUGCGCCACUGGUGCUCCCGGAGAGAUUUGAUUAUUAGUUGUGCAGUCAAGCUGAGGCUCAAGUUGAAAUUUGGCUCGUCUUGAGGAAGCUGCAUCAGUCUAGACUUUGGAGUUGAUGUACACUUGCAUACAUGUAUUUUUAGAACCUGAUACGAUUCAAGCGGGGCUAGGCGUGUGGCUGGCACCCCUGUUGUUAGUACCUGCGCAUUCAUAUCAGUGGCUUGAAGCUCUGUGUUC
Molecule: messenger RNA, 1666 nt
Organism: Bipolaris maydis ATCC 48331
Lineage: Eukaryota; Fungi; Ascomycota; Dothideomycetes; Pleosporales; Pleosporaceae
Product: serine incorporator/TMS membrane protein
Cellular component (GO): membrane
Source: RefSeq, a predicted model, not a curated record